AUGUCACCCAAGAGUGAGAAAGAGCAGAAUGGAGCAUUGCCUGACAGUUCUCUCAACUUCCCUCAUAGGCUCAUGAAUAGGCAGCAGUCACUUGUGGCUGAUGGUCCUCUGGUAGACCUGGUAAUGGAUGUGAACUCACAAAAGGCUGCCAGGCCAGUCACAGAGACACUGCCAAGAACUGGCCCCAGAUUCUCCUUUGCCCUCAAUGUUGGGGAAAAAGGCAGAACAGCACUCCAGAUAUCCAGAUGGAAUGAUGGUGGGUAUUGCAGUAAUUAUCAUGCAGUAGACGAUGAAGAAAAUAUCAAAGUAAUUGAUUUAUGCAUCUCCAGCAUCAUGAAAUUUCCUCCUUGGGAUACCUUGAACAAAAGAGAAAGUUCUGAAGACACUUUCAUUGCACAGAUUCGUUACCACAGGACCUUUCAGGCUGUUUGUGAGGUCAUCAGGACCCUGAUGGAGUGGCACAUGGAUCCAGAAAUGCUGAAUGUCAUACUGGAGGCCUUGAAGAACUGGCUUACAUCUCCCCAAAUCUAUGAACGGGAGAGGGCAACCCGAGCAAUAGCCCAUGUGCUCCAGAUCUAUAGAAGUCAAGUCCCGGCUGAGAAGCAGGAAUCAGUUGAACAUGUGGGAAGAUGGACUGGUCGGUUGCUUCCCCGCUGUGUGGAGAAGCAAGCUGCCCUUCGCCAUUGGGGCAAGGUUGCAGUCACUUGUCUGCUCAAUCUGCAGUUGCAACAGAAGAUAGAGAUCACCACCACUGAAUUAAUUCAAAUCCUGGAUGACGAGGAGCAAUGUGUCCCUGCUGUCGUCAUUUCCAGAACUGCCAUGCUUGUUAUAGACCAUCUGCCCUCCAUAGAACUGGCACCAUUUCUCCACACCACUUUGAAUGGGAUGCUUCAGGAAGUAAACUGGUCUGAGGCUGUACAAGAUAUACUGGGCAUGGUGCUAGAACACAGAGCUGCUGAACUUCAUGGCAGGGUAGAAAUACUCAUCUGCUCCAUGUAUGACAUCCUGGACAGCAGUGAUAAGAUGGCAGUGAAGAAGACAGUGAUGGGUGUCAUUGGUGCACUGGCUGCUGUGGGACCAAACAAAAUGGUUGCCACACUUCUGACAUUCCCAUGGCUUGUUCUAAGGGAGAUCAGCAUGAUAUGGAAGUCACUCAUUGCUGACCAGAUGGUCUUUCCAAAAGUGUUGUGUGCCCUUCUCAGCAACAUUCCUAAGAAAGAGGGAAACCUUCCUGAUGUUGUAGGUUACAUAGCCACCCACCGUAUAUACUGGUGCUUACGCCUUGUGGUUGCAUAG
Messenger RNA from Hemicordylus capensis (graceful crag lizard), 1296 nucleotides. RefSeq names its product maestro heat-like repeat-containing protein family member 2A. Gene Ontology annotation, cellular component: cytoplasm. Lineage: Eukaryota; Metazoa; Chordata; Lepidosauria; Squamata; Cordylidae. The transcript is spliced from 9 exons. The record is from RefSeq and is a predicted model, not a curated record. Bases 1 to 1296 code for a protein of 431 amino acids.